AUGGAUAGAUCAGAUUCAGAAGAAUUAAUACCACUUAGAUCUGGAUAUAGUCUCUCUAAAUCUCGACGAGACAUACGAUCUCCGAAGCAACAAAAGUUGGCGGAAUACUUUGUCCUUGUGAGUACCCUUCUUGAGCGUGCUGCAUUUUAUGCACUAGCAACAAAUCUUGUCGUUCAUCUCGAUUCAAGUGCAUUGCUUGAUUGGUCAUCACAAAAUAGUUCUGUUGCUGCAUUCAUUUUUUUCGGUAUAACGAAUAUUUCAACAAUAGCAUCUGCUAUAAUCAGUGAUGCUAAAUCGGGUAGAGCUAAAACAAUCGUCUUUGGUUUUGUGCUGUAUAUAAUCGGCUAUAUUUUGGCUAUCUUAGUAACAGCUCCAGAUGUACACAUGUGUAUAGCGAGGGCAUCUAAUAAAACUAACGAUCUGUAUUCAGUUACAUUGAUAAAAGAACCAUGUGCUGAAUGGAUUCUCACAAUACUGGUUAUUAUUGGAGUUGGAGCUGGAUCUAUUCAAUCAAAUAUGGCUGUAUUUGGAGCAGAACAAAUUCCAGAUUCAAGACCAACAUCACGUUAUUUUGACAAAUAUAUGAUAGCAAUAAAUAUUGGUGGUAUUGUUGGAACACUUACCACUUCUCUAAUUAAAUUGGAUCCAAAAUCUUAUUUUCAUGGAUAUGUUAUUGCAGCAGUAUAUCUUGUUGUUGCUUUCUUAUUGUUCAUUAUUGGUAAUCAAUAUUAUAUAAAGACAGAACCGUAUGAUACAGUAGUCGUACACUGUAUUCCCGUUACUAUAACUGCUUGCCGAUUAAAAUGUCAAUCUCAUAAUGAAGAUAAUACAAUACAAUCAGAUGACCGACCAUCCAGAUUCUUUGAUUUAUCAUCUGCAGCUACCAGUGGAAAAUUUAGUGAACGUAUGGUGAGAGAUGUGAUAUCACUUCGUCGUGCAUUUUUUGUAUUUGUUCUUCUCAUUCCAUACUUCUUAAUCUACCAUCAAUUGAAUGCAACAUUUCCUCUGCAAGGUGAACAUAUGCAUCGACCAUCAGAUGUAAAAAAUAUUGCUACAUUAAUGUCACUAGGUGAUCCAAUAAUAAUUGUCAGCAGUGACGAAUCAAGCAUGUCUGUAUAUAUUUUAUCAAUACAAAGUAUAUGUAUGGGCGUUUCAGAAGUAUUUGCCAUGGUAGCAAGCUAUGAGUUUGCUUAUUUUGCUGCUCCCCAAUCAGCUCAAUCAUUAUUUAUGAGCCUUCGUUUUGCUUCAAUCGGUGUAUCUUCAUUUAUUGGCAGUGGAUUUAUGGCCUGGUUUCCAACAACUUCAUUUAAUAUAGAUUUUAGCUGUCGAAUGGGAGAUAUUGCGAAUUGGCCUUUUUAUACAUAUUUUUAUAUUUUGGCUGGUGUUCAAUUUAUUUUUAUGAUGAUUUUUAUCCUAUGUCAUAAAAAAUUUAAUAUCAUCCGAAUGGAUUCAUCACUAACAGACUAA
Adineta steineri is the source of this 1467-nucleotide messenger RNA. NCBI's taxonomy places the organism in Eukaryota, Metazoa, Rotifera, Eurotatoria, Adinetida, Adinetidae. The record is from the annotation of a GenBank genome assembly.